Messenger RNA from Salvia splendens (bonfire salvia), 2403 nucleotides. Its product is annotated as zinc finger MYM-type protein 1. The record is from RefSeq and is a predicted model, not a curated record. Lineage: Eukaryota; Viridiplantae; Streptophyta; Magnoliopsida; Lamiales; Lamiaceae. The coding region runs from base 1 to 2403 and encodes 800 amino acids. The transcript is spliced from 2 exons.
AUGAGUUAUCCACCAAAUUUAAUAGAACAAGUUCGCAGAGCUUACUUGCUUAAAGGUCCGUGUCAACCAUGUAAUCAUGAUUUUCGUCCUACAGUAGAUGGAAAUCGAAAACGUAAAUUUGUCUCACAUUGGUUUGAUGAAUUUAAGGAUUGGUUGGAAUAUAGUGUUACAAAGGAAGCAGCUUUUUGUUUAUAUUGCUAUCUUUUUUCAAGACUCCAAGGAAAUGGACAAGAUGCUUUUGUAUCAGGGGGAUUUACGGUCUGGCGCAAGAAAGAAAGAUUAAGAGAUCAUGUUGGAAACCAUAAAAGUGCUCAUAACAGGUGCAGAUUAGCAUGUGAGGAUUUGAUGAAUCAAGCCCAACACAUUGAGGUCUCUUUGGCAAAACAGUCAACACAGUCUAAGCUUGACUACCGCCUGCGAUUAAAUGCAACGAUUAUUUCUCUUCGUUAUCUUAUAAUGCAAGGAUUGCCUUUCCGCGGUCAUGAUGAGUCAAAAGAAUCAUUAAAUCAAGGUAAUUUUCUUGAGUUCUUGAAAGUUAUUUCUUCUUGCAAUGAAGAGAUAGCCAGUGUUGUGCUAAAAAAUGCUCCAGACAAUCUCAAACUUACAUCACCAGAUAUUCAGAGAGAUAUUAUAAAUGCAUUUGCUGUUGAGACAACGAAAGCUAUUGUACAUGAUAUGAGAAGUGAAUUUUUCUCCAUAUUAGUUGAUGAGUGUCGAGAUGUAUCUGUCAAAGAGCAAAUGGGUGUUGUGGUGCGAUAUGUGGACAAGAAUGGAUGUGUUAUAGAACGUUUUCUUGGUGUUGUUCAUGUUAGUGAUACAACUGCAACCUCACUUGAGAAAGUACUUGAUUAUUUGUCAUCUACUUAUGAUUUAAGUAUAUCUAGUUUGAGAGGUCAAGGAUAUGAUGGCGCAAGCAACAUGAGAGGAGAAUUCAAUGGGUUGAAGAGUUUGAUACUCAAGAGAAAUUCCAGUGCUUAUUAUGUACAUUGCUUUGCUCAUCAGCUUCAGCUCACGAUUGUUGCUGUUGCUAAAAAACAUAAAAUUGUCGGAUCUUUUUAUAAUUCUAUCUCUCGUUUGUGUAAUACUGUUGGAGGUUCUUGUAAGCGCAGAGAUAUACUUCGGGAGAAACAGAGAGAGAAUAUUAUUAAAGAGAUUGCAAGUGAUGAAAUAAGCACAGGAAGAGGACUAAAUCAAGAAAUGUCAUUGAAGCGACCUGGAGAUACUCGUUGGAGUUCACAUUACGGUACUCUUGUAAACUUGAUACAUUUAUAUUCUUCUAUUGUUGAUGUUCUUGAGUAUGUUGGGGAGAAUGGUCAUGAUGAUUCAAUAAGGGCUGAAGCUGAUGAUGUGCUAGAAAUUAUAAAUAGUUUUGAGUUUGUCUUUGUGUUACAUCUUAUGAAGCAAAUCUUGAGAAUCACACAUGAACUCUCCCAAGUGCUACAAAAGAAAGAUCAAGACAUUGUUAAUGCGAUGAAUCUUGUCAAUGUAGCAAAAUCACGUCUGCAAAUAAUGAGGGAAAAAGAUUGGGAUGUAUUGCUUGCUGAUGUUUCUAAGUUUUGUAGCAAAUAUGAACUGGAAGUGCUUGACAUGGAAGAUGAGUUUGUAGCUCGAAAAAAAGGAAGACGUAGAGCUGAGAAAAUGAAGAAUCUCCACUAUUAUCGAGUUAAGCUCUUUUGUUCUGUUAUUGACUUGCAAGCUCAAGAGUUGAAUCAACGUUUUGAUGAAGUCAACACAGACUUAGUUUUAUGCAUGUCAUGUUUUGAUCCUAGGGAUUUAUUUUCUGCAUUUGAUUUGGAGAAGCUGCUUCGUCUUACACGGUAUUUUCCUUCUGAAGUUGCUUUGUCCGAGCUUAAAAGUCAACUUGAGAACUUUAUUUUCGAUCACCGUUUCCGUGGUAAACACAGCGCCGAGAUCGUCUCUUCGCUGGUUCACGCCGCUGCCCCGACCGUUCUCCUCACCGUCUCCAUCACAGCACCGUCGCUGCUCGUCUUGGCCGCUGAUUUACCGACGCGAGCUGCUGUCCGCCGGUCACGGAGCUGUUCGCACUCGACGCCGGCACCGUUGCUGCUGUUCGCGAGCUGCUGUCACGGUGCAGUCGACGUCGCAUCGCCGCUGCUGUCACUGCCUCGCUGUUCGGUAUUGCUCACCGUCGGCUGCACCAAUCAACCCGUUCGAGCAGCAGUUGUAGCCGUUUUUGAAUCUGCCGCAGCCAUUGUUGUCUCCAUCACGAACAGCCGCUGCUGUCCCGCCGUCGUGAUGACGCUGCUGUUCGUUGCUGUUUUCCCUCGGCGUGUCGCCUGCUAUGCCGAAGCCGCUGCUCCAAUUCCAGAGGCUCGAAUACCACCUUUGCAAUUUCUGCAACUACUUGCGAUUGCUUAUUCUACAUUCCUUCGCUGUUUAUGA